AUGCCACGAACAUAUACCUUCCCCGGUGUCGCCGUCAUCACCGGAGCCGGCGGAACUGGCAUCGGCGCAGCCGUCGCAAAGAGCUUCGCCGCCGCGGGAUGCGCUCGCAUCGCCAUCACGGACCUGAACCCGAGCUCGCUGAACGACACCCAAGAAGCCAUUCUCGCGACAUCCCCCAACGUCCGCCUCCUCGCCCAAGCCGGCGACAUCUCCAACGAAAACUUCGUGGAAUCCUUCAUCGGCGCCGUGGUAUCGGAGUUCGGCCGCCUCGACUACGCAGUCAAUUGCGCCGGCGUACUAGGCGAGGCGCUGCGCUCGACCGAGACCUCGCCCGAGAUCUUCGACCGCAUCACCAACAUCAACUACCGGGGUUCGUGGCUGUGUUCGCGCGCGGAGCUGAGACAGAUGAUCGCGCAGGACCCCCUGCCCGGCCAGGAUGAUCCGGCGGCGGCGGCGGCGCGCGAGGGCCCGCGCGGGGCGGUCGUCAAUAUUGCCAGCCAGCUGGGCAUCGUGGGACGUCCUGGGGCGCCGGCGUACUGUGCUUCCAAGGCGGCCAUUAUCGCGAUGACCCGUUCUGACGCCAUUGACUACGCGCAAGAGGGGAUCAGGGUCAACUGCGUGUGUCCCGGCGUGAUCGAGACUCCCAUGACCACAACCAGCGAGGAAGUCCGGGAACGACUCCGGCCGGCCGUCGACAUCGCGCCCAUGAAGCGGAUGGGCAAGCCCGAGGAGGUGGCUGAUGCAGUGCUCUUCCUCUGCUCGACCUUUGCGUCCUUCGUACAGGGACAUGCGCUUGUGGUAGAUGGAGGGUAUAUUAUCAACUAA
Aspergillus fijiensis CBS 313.89 is the source of this 825-nucleotide messenger RNA. Its product is annotated as SDR family NAD(P)-dependent oxidoreductase. The record is from RefSeq and is a predicted model, not a curated record. NCBI's taxonomy places the organism in Eukaryota, Fungi, Ascomycota, Eurotiomycetes, Eurotiales, Aspergillaceae. Bases 1 to 825 code for a protein of 274 amino acids. The transcript is spliced from 3 exons.